This is a messenger RNA of Epinephelus fuscoguttatus (brown-marbled grouper), 7344 nucleotides long. It is a transcript of the gene cntrl, whose product is annotated as centriolin. The transcript is spliced from 40 exons. The coding region runs from base 255 to 5774 and encodes 1839 amino acids. Gene Ontology annotation, molecular function: protein binding. The record is from RefSeq and is a predicted model, not a curated record. Lineage: Eukaryota; Metazoa; Chordata; Actinopteri; Perciformes; Serranidae.
CUCGUGCUCUCGGUGAACAGCUGUGACGGCUUUUAACGGAAACUUUAAUAUUUGUGUUUGUGCCGUUAAACAAACUCUCGUCGUGUUUCCGGUUCGGACAGAUGUUUGUUUUCCCUCUGAGUUAUCGACACAAACUAACGUCAUUUAACCCGGUGUGUAUCAGCGGGUUUCCAUGGAGACCGAGGAUUAACUAACCCAACCUGGCUAACGUUAGCAAAGCCUGUCCUCAGCCUGUCCAGCGGUCUGCUCCAGAGAUGGAGGAGCAGAGGGAGACAGGAGGAGGUGCAGAGUCCCGGGAGAAAGGAGGAGGUAUCAGGUGCAUAACGGAGGAGUUGUUGUUGAAGCUGACAGGCUGUCAGUCUCUGUCUCUGGUUCGUUCCCUCAAUCUGUCCUCAGCUGGAGACAAACAGAUCAAGUUCAUAGAGAACCUCCACGGCUGUCAGCGUCUGCAGGUUUUAAACCUGAACAAUAACCUGAUCCAGAGGAUGGAGAGACUGAGCGCUUUGACUCAGCUCAGAGAGCUGCAGCUGGCACACAACAACAUCCAGAGGAUCGAGGGACUGGAGCUCAUGUCCAGUCUGCAGUAUCUGAAUCUGUCCCACAACAGGAUCGACCACGUUCCUGCGUGGCUCGGGAAGAAACUGCACUCACUGCACACACUCCACCUGCAGCACAACCUCAUCACCUCUCUGUACGAGGUGUCCAGACUGCGUUCUCUGAGCAGCAUAUCAGAGCUGUCUGUGUCAGGAAACCCCGCCUCCUCGCUGCCACACUCCCGCCUCUUCCUGCUCUACCACGUCAGGACUCUGGACAGGCUGGACGACCUGGUGGUCACCCAGGAGGAGAGAGGACACGCCCACCAACGGUUCAGCACCGAGGAGUUGGAGCGUCUGCAGCGGGAGGUGGACAGCAGCCAAUCAGAGCUGCAGGCUGCAGUGACUCGACUCCACCAGCAGGAGGAGACAAACCGAACACUAACGGCUCGCACGGAAACACAACGACAGCAACACACACUGCUGGAGGAAGAGCUACACACCAAGAGUCAGCUGUUGGAGAAGACGACAGUUGAGUUGACCCGAGCCUUUCACAGACUGUAUGAACUGGAGCAGGAGCUGGCUUUCUACAAGAUCGACACCAAACUCAGCCCCCUGCCCGCCUGCAGCCUGCAGGAAGUGGACUCUGUGGACUCUGUGGCUGAGAGUCCAUACAUCGGCAAGGCUCGACAUGUCAGGAACAUCAUCACCUCCACCCCCCGAAACUCCUCCUCCUUCUCCUCCUCCCUGCAGACCCACGAGGGUUCAGACGUUCACACUGACAUGGAGACAUCACGCCCCUUGCUGGAGGACUGCAGGACAGAGCAGAGUAAAGAUGAGGAUGAGCUCCUGCAGUGGGCCCAUCAGACCGAGCAGCAGCCAGCAGCAGAACACCCCGAGCCUGAGCCAACCACAGCACAUAGACAGCAGGAGGCGCUGUGUCGUCUCCUCAGUAAGCUGUCUGUCCUGGAGCAGCUGAGAGACGAAGCUGACGAGACACGAAGACAGAUGGACAGACAGACAGAUGAGAGCAGGAGGACAGAGAGAGAGACAGCAGAGCUGGAGACACAGCUGCUGACACUGGACACCGCAGACCCUCAACAUGCCCAUGUGACCGCCCGGCUGUCCCAGUGGAGACGGCUGUUGGACGGGAUGAGCGGGAAGCAGAGCGAGCUGGAGGGUCGCCUCGACGACAUGCUGUCACGCAUCGCCAUGGAGACGCAGGAGAUCAAGGAGCUGGAGCAACAGCUGACCGACGGUCAGAUUCUGGCAAACGAAGCUCUCCAGAGGGAUCUGGAGGGGAUCAUCUCUGGUCUUCAGGAGUACCUGAGAGGUCUCAGAGAGCAGGCUCGUCGUGCUCAGCAGCAGGUUCACAGUCUGCAGGCUGAGAAUCAGAGUCUGCAGCUCCACCUGGAGGACACUCAGAGACACUGCAGACGGCUGGAGGACACCGUCAGGACACACACACAGGACAUGUCUGUCCAGCAGGAGGAGGUGUCUUUGUUGCGGUUGGAGGCGGAGGCUCUCAGAGACCAACAGGUGGAGAGCAGCAGACAGCAGGUGGAGCUAGAGACGGAGCUCCAGCAGCUGAGGGAGGAGCUAAACCGACAGACCACAGAGGGGCAGCUGCAGUGUGAGUCUUUGCAGGAAGCUGCACACAAAGAGAAACAGAGCAGAGACAUCAGAGAGUUUGAGCUGCAGUCAACCAUCGACACACUGCAGGAUGAGAAAUCAUCUCUUCAGGAAACAGUCCAGAGAUUUCAGGUCCAGCUAGACCAGACCAGGACUCAGUUACAGCAGACCAGGACUCAGUUACAGCAGACCAGGCACCAGUAUAAAGACAGCAGGACCCACGUGGAUCAGAGCAGAGUCCAGCUGGACCAGAUCACAGCUGCUCUGUUGGAUUCUCAGGAGGUUCAGAGUGGACCAGAAGAGCUGGAUGAGGACCAGUACAGUCCUGAGGACAUGUUGUCCAGGAGUGUGGAGCAGCUCUGCAGGGCGAUCCAGCAGACCAGAACCAGCAGAGACCAACAAGACCAUCACCACAGCCACGAGCAGGUAGCCAGACUGCAGGCCCAGGUGGCCCAGGAUCAGGACCGGAUAGCCCAGCUGGAGGCCCAGCUGGAGGCCCGGGGGCUUGCCGGUGUGGAGCAGGAGCAGGAGCCAGACUGGAGGCUGAAGGAGGAGCUGGAGACACUGAGAGUCAGACUGCAGACGUCUCAGAGCAGCAACAGACACAUCCAACACAAACUGGAGGCGGAGCUGGAGCAGAGCGGUCUGCAGCUUCAGGACGUCCAGCACGAGAGAGACACGCUGCUACAGCAGCUGCGUUCACAGAGUGAAGGUCACCAGAGGAGCCUCGCACGUCUCAACAGGAAACUACGGCAGCUCAGCAGGUCCAUGAGUGACUCUGAUCACCUGACUGCAGAUCAGCUGAGGGCGACCUCUGAACAGCUGAGAGCUCUGAACCACAUGGUGGAGCUGCUGCACGCACAUGCACGGCAGGACGCUGCAGAGGAGAUCGACGGCAGCUUUCACCAACCUGAAGGAAGCUCAGAGAGACGGAGCGAACACACACCAACACCGCAGUGUGAACACACACACACGGUGGAGGAGCUGAGGGCGGAGCUGGAUAACGCUCAGAGACACACACACAGGCUGAGACAGAAACUGGACCGGAUCAGAACCAGGACCAGGACCAGGAGCAGGACCAGGAGCAGGAGCAGGAGCAGAGAUGGAGGACAGUGGUGUUUUGUCCCUCCAGGACACAGUGCUCCCAGUCUGGGCUCUCUGGGGACUCAGGACUCUGGUUUGGGGCUGCAGUACCUCAGUUCUCCUGAGAGGGGGCGACAGCAGGACAGACCGCCCACAGGAGGAGGCUACUGGGUCUACAUCCCCCCCACACACACCGACUCUGACACAGCAGCAGCAGAGUGGAGGGACAGCGGAGGAGGAAGUGACAUCGAGAGGAGCUCCAGAGGACAGACUCCUCCUCCUCCUCCUCCUCCUCCUGACCCUGCUGCAGCUGUCUCUGAUGGUCAGACUCCCCUGGUCGGACCUGCCUGGCUCCUCUGUGGUUCUCCUGCAGGAGGCGCUGUGCUGCACUGUAACGUCCCCGAGCACAGAGACAUGAGAGACAGGUGUGUGUGUGAGUGUGUGCACAAAGAAGCAGAGCGACUGGAGGAAGAGAAGAAGAAACUACGACUGGAAACCAAACAGCUACGACACACACUGAGACAACACAGGAGUGUGAUGCAGGUGUGUGAUGAGGUGGAGUGUGUAGAGAAAACCCUGCUGAAGAGACGAGCUGAACUCCGACAGGCUGACCGACUGCUGCUGGAGGCUCAGAGCUGCAUACACACCACCAGGGACAAGGCCAGCUCAACUCAGCGGGACGUCAACAUGUUGCAGUGCUCGGCUCAGGACGGUGCCACCUGUGUUCUGGAGGCCACACAGCACAUCAGAGUGCUGCAGGAGGAGGUGGAGGAGCUGAGGAGAAGGAGACAGGAGGAAGAGCAGAGUCUGAUGGGGCUGGAGGAGGAGCUGAGGAGCAGGAAGGAGGAGCUCCAACAGCUGGGAACAAAACUACACUCAGCGUCAGACAGGUUAUCUGACGUGCUGUCAGACCUCCAGGAGUCUCAGUCAAGUCUAAACUCACUCAAUAUUCAGGUGGAGCAGCAGGAGCAGAGGCUGGCUCAGAGGAGGGAGGAGCAUCAAACAGCUGUGAACAGAGUGCAGGAGGUCAGAGAGGAGGAGCAGCGAGUGAAGGACAGAGUCAAGGAGCUAACGGAGCAGCAGGAGGCUCUGCUGAGUCAGAGGAGCUCAACAGUGUCUGCUUUGAGAGAGGACGAGCUGAGACUGAUCUCAGUGCAGUCUGAACUCAACACACACAGAGCAGAUCUGAAACAGGUCCUUCAGGAGUUACUCACAGAGCAGCAGGCGCUGGAGGAAGUAAAAACCAAACGCACCCAGAGUGUCCAGCGGCUCCACAGGAAGCAGGAUCAGCUGGACAGACUGCAGGACGAGGUGGACAGGACGAAGGAGGAACUGGACAGACUACAGGACGAGGUGGACACGAUGAGGGACGAGUUGGACGGGACACGGGAGGAAGUGAACAAGAGGAAGGAAGAGCUGGAAAAGAUGCAGCAGGAAGUGGACAGGAAGAAGGAUGAAGUGGACAGGAAGAAGGAAGAGCUGGCUGAGCUGAAACAGGAAGUUGAAUCUCACAGCAAAGAAGCAGAGAUCAUUCUUAAAGAGAUGAAACAACAACAGACUCACCUGCAGGACCUGCAGGAGGAGCUGAGCAGGAGGAGGGAGGAGAGGAGCAGCCUGCAGGCGCAGUGUAAACACCUGGAGGCCAGACGGAGGCACGCUGACAGGAGUCUGUCAGCAGUGGAGGAGGAGCUUACUAAAAAGAGGGAGGAGCAAAGCCACGCCCAGCUCCACAAACAGGAAUUGAUCAGAGAUACAGCAGCCACUCAGGAGCAGCUUAAUGAGAAUUCAGAGCUGUUGUCUCUGCUCAGUGAACGGGUGGAGGAGACGAAGAAACACCUGCAGAGCCUGGAACAGGAGCUGAAUGUGUCUGGUCAGCUGCAGCAGCAGAGAGCAGAGCAGCUGAAGGAGCUGGACAGACAGAUAGAAGACAGACAGGCUCUGUGUGUUGGACUGGAGGAGGUUAAUACUGCAGUGUGUCAGUUGGAGGACAGGGGGCGCCGUAUCUCUGAGCAGCAGCAGCAGCUCCAUCAGCUCAAGGAGGAUCUGUGGCAGAGAGAGAAACAGCUGAUCCACCAGGAGGCGGUCCUGAAACAGACAGAGGAGGAGCUGCAGUUGAAAGAAAAGGAGCUGAAACAUCAGAGGGAGGAGCUAAAAUACCAGGAGGAGGUGUUACAGUUCAAAGGGGAGGGGCUAACAAAGAAACGUGAGGAGCUUCGUGAGGACGAAUGUCUCGAGACAGAAGAGGAGGACAUCAGGGAGGCGUCUGAGGAAGAGGAGGAGGAGUCUUUCUACCUGUCUACAGCUGGUCUGAGAUCUGCCUUCAGCUCUGAGGAGGAGAGGUGGAAGGUGGAACUGCAGAAAGAAAAACUGAGACAACAAGAGGACCGACUGAAGGCUCGUCUUCGCUGCAGUUUGUGGAACCAGCAGGAGAAUCUGAAGGUGAGACGACUGGAGGCCGAGGAGAGUUUACUGGGACUGAAGCACAGACUGGACCAGCUGGACUCGCUGCUCACACACACACCAUGACACACACACACACACACACACACACACACACACGAGUCAUGUUAGAGACUGUACAGAUACGAAACAUCCAGGUUUGUUUAUGAGGAAAAACUCAUGAAACACAUCUGAAACUUGUGCUUUGCAUCGACACGCUGAGCUGUGAAGUCCAUCAGCCAACUCUCUGAGGUCAAGACUGAACUUUCAGUCUCAACUUUAUGCUUCCUGAAUUGUUGCUACAGUCAAUCAGAGCGCCGACAUUACAUCACAGAGGGUUAGGGUUAACCUGAACUCCUCGUCACUGAAGACGUUUCUCUGCUGAAACACUGAAGAUAAAUUUCACCUGUGUGUGUGUGUGUGUGUGUGAAGUUUGUUUGUUGCUCAUUACUUCAGUGACUGAUGGACAAACACUCAGACCACAGGGGGCAGUAACGAGUCUGUUCAGGCUUCAUGCAGCAGAAUGAAGAACUCAGUAUUGAGACGUGUGUCACACUGUGUGCACACGCCACUUUAUUUUACAGUGUUGAAAUAUCUUAUUUAUUGUUGAUGUUUACAGUGACAUUAAUGAACAUCAGCGUCUUUGUGGCCUUUAACACUUGGAUUUAUUUACUGUUUGUGUUUAACUGUUUGUUGUUUUUGUUUGUUGUCACUGUAAUGUUGUUACUCUGUCUGACAUCAUACUGUCUGUAUGACAUCAAACGAUAUGAUGUGUCUGAUUGUCUGAAAGCCAGUCGACCUCUCAGGUCCUGAGGAAAUGAGCAUGAUGAACUCUGCAGACGUUUGGUUUCAGACUGAGCAGCUGAUCAGAGACUUUACAGACGUCUCUCAGUUUAUGAAAACUUCAGCUUCUCAUCAGACCCUCCCUCAUCAGAUCUUUCCUCCCUCAUCAGAUCUUUCCUCCCUCAUCAGAUCUUUUCUCUGACAACCAUCAUGUCUGAUAUUAAAAACUGUUUAACUGUCUGGUUUAAUAGAUUUUGAUCUUUUCAAAUAUAUUUUUCAGCCUCACUGAGGAGUAAAAACAAAAGGUUUCAUCCCAGAUUCUCAACAAUGAGUGAAAACUGUGACAUUAACCUGUGAGAUGAGCGACAGGUCGGACUGAUGUAAUAAAUAUACAGAGUGUUAUUAUUAUUAUCACAGGUUUCAUGUAAUGUACCAGAGAAAAGUCUUCAGUGAUGAAGAUGAACGCUUCAUUUCACACCUGUGUUACAGCAGGUCUCUGUGGGCUGAGGCAAAGCGCUGAUGCUGCGUUCAAGUCAAAUGGGACAAAUGGUGGCGGGUCAGAGAGGUGACGACGACAGCAGAGUUAAAAACACAGAACUUUAUAUUUGGGUUUAAACGUCAGGCUGCUUGUGUCAGAUGUUGGAUGCUGAAGUGGACUCUAAUAAUUACAGUCACUCCCAUGUGACAUGAACGCAGCAUUAACAUCACUGUUUGUGACUGUAACUGAAUAUUUCUGACGUCUGUGAACGCAACAGCACUGAGCUGAAGCUUGUGGUGCCUUCAUGAACACAAAACAGAUUUUGUAAUAUUGGCUGUAUGAAUAUGAAUAUGAAUGUAUGAAGAUGAUAUUAAAGACUUCCUGUUGAACGAAACA